Messenger RNA from Python bivittatus (Burmese python), 8747 nucleotides. NCBI's taxonomy places the organism in Eukaryota, Metazoa, Chordata, Lepidosauria, Squamata, Pythonidae. The record is from RefSeq and is a predicted model, not a curated record.
UCCUCGACCUGCUGGAGGCGCUCAACAUCAGCCGCUCCGUGCCAGGCGUCACCAAGGCCAAGGGCCCCAAUCCGGGAAUCCCGGCCUGGAAGUUCCGCCGGCGGGUGCCCCCGCUCACCCUGCCCUGGGAUUACUCCGUCUACCUGCUGUCCACGGUGCAGGCUGCCCUGGGGUUCCACUUCGUGGCCCGCCAGAACCCUGGCUCGCAGGGGACCCUCAUCUCCCUGGCCUCCCCGGCGGCCACCAAGCGGGACGGGCGGCCCCUCUUGCAGCUGGUGUCCAGCACCCGGGAGGACCAGCUCCGGCUGGAGUACCGGGCCAUGCAUAACACGGAGCCCGCCUCGCUGGUCUUCCCUGGAGGCACCCCCUUCUCCCAGGGCCGCUGGGUGCAGCUGGCCCUGCACCUGGAGCCCCAGCGCGUCUCCCUCUUUGUGGACUGCCAAGAGCCCUUCGUCUUCGAGAAGAGCAGUGGGGAGGGCCUCCUGCGCCUCGCCCUGCCCCUCGAUCUGCAGAUCACCUUUGCCAGUUUGGCUGGAGACGAGGCCAGCAAGUUCCUGGGCUCCUGGCAGACGGCUGAGAUCUCACCCCAUGGCUUUCCCCACCGCCCCUGGCACUGUGAGAAUCUGCCAGAGCUGGACCUGUUCUCUCUGCCCUACGCUCUGCCUGAGGAGCAGUACGUGGAUCUGCUGGAGGGACCUUCCCUCGAACUGGAUUCCUUGCCACGCUUUGAGCCGCUGGCCCUGGCGGAUACCCACCACUACCAGCAGGAGCCCAGCCAGCCGGAUUUCCCUCCUCUGGGAUCUGCACGGUCUGGUGUGGCCAGCCCAGAACAGCGGAUCCAGAGGCUGGAGGAGCUGGUGGAGGGACUGGGGACGAUGCUGGACAUGGUGAAGGAGCAGAACUCAGACCUGCUGGGCCGGGUGAAGUCCCUCGAGCACUGCGAGUGUCGGCGGCUGACCUGCUUCGCAGACGGGCGGUCCUAUGAGGAGGGGGCUUCCUGGGACCAAGACCCGUGCACCUCCUGCGUGUGUGUGCAAGGCAAGCCGGAGUGCAGUUGGCAACCCAGCCGGAUGCACUGCCUGGGUUGCACUGAUGGGAGGAAAGAAGGUGAGAGCUGGACGCCAGAUCCCUGUCGGAGAUGCCAGUGCAAGGAUGGCAGAGUCACCUGUGAAGUGGAAGAUUGCCCCCCUGCGCCGUGCCAGCAUCCUGCCACCCCUGGGGACAAGUGUUGCCCAGAGUGUGGGGACUGCCUGUACAAGGGACAUCUGCUGAAGGACAGAGACGGCUUCCUGGAGGACCCCUGCACCCACUGCACCUGUGAGGCAGGCACAGUCCGGUGCCAAGUGACUGAAUGCCCGCAGCUUUUGUGCCAGGACCGCUACACGCCACCUGGGCAGUGCUGUCCCAGUUGCCGUCCAGGCUGCGAGUACGAAGGAGAGCAGCACCCGGACGGAGACGUCUUCGUGGCCGCUUCUGACCCCUGCUUGAAUUGCUCCUGCCUGAGAACCCUGGUGCAAUGCCACCCCAUCCAGUGCCCACCAGCCCUCUGCUCCAUGCCCGUCCUGCAGCCAGGCCAGUGCUGCCCCACCUGUCCCGCGUGCGAGCUGGAUGGGCAUCCCCUGGAACCUGGGCAGCAGGUCACCUCGGCCGACGGAUGCCAACGCUGCUCCUGUUUGGAUGGGAAACGUGUCUGCUCCCAGAUCCCUUGCCCAGAGCUGGACUGUUCCAAUCCAGAGGAAGUGCCCGGGCAAUGUUGCCCCCAGUGCCAGGGUUGUGUGGACGGAACCGCCAGACACGAACACGGGGAAGAGUGGACGCCUCCCACGGAGCCCUGCCUGAAGUGCAAGUGCCAGGAAGGCAAUGCCAUCUGCAAACGGAGGCAGUGCGCCAGUCUGUGCCGCCACCCUGCCCACCCUCGCCCAGGCACCUGCUGCCCUGUCUGUGAUGGGUGCCUUUGGAAAGGGCGCGAGUACCGCAGUGGCGACGCCGUGCAGAGCGAGGACCCCUGUGAGCGCUGCCGUUGCCUGGCUGGUGAGGUCUCUUGCAGACGGAUGAACUGCCCGCCCACCCCCUGCAGCCACCCGGGCAAGCGUCCCGAGCAGUGUUGCCCCACCUGUGAUGUCUGUGAAUUCGAAGGACGGUUGUACCAGGACCAAGAGACCGUUCCCCCUGCCGAGCGGGGUCCCUGUCUGCACUGCCAGUGCUUGGACGGGCACGUCCGGUGCCAAGAGCAGCUCUGUCCCCCAGCGCCAUGCUCCCAGCCGCUCCAGGACCCAGAGCGCUGCUGCCCCGUAUGCCCAGUGUGUGUUUUCGAGAACCUGGAGUUUGAGGAUGGCACCGAGUGGGCACCCGCGGGAGACCCCUGCAGCGUCUGCACCUGCCUCCUGGGGGAGACGGUGUGCCACGCCCUCCCCUGCCCCCCAGUCGCCUGCCAGCAUCCGGCCCGGCUUCUCGGCUCCUGCUGUCCUCGCUGCCACCAGUGCUCCUACCACCAGCGCCUCUACAGCCACGGCCAAGAGUUCACCGAUCUGGACAGUCCCUGCCAGAGUUGCCGGUGUACGGGUGGCACAGUCCAUUGCUCACCCACUGUUUGCCCGCCAGUGACCUGCCCCCACCCAGAGCAGAGGCCUGGAUCCUGCUGUCCCACAUGUCCUGGCUGCCUUCACGAGAACCACGUGGUGCCAGAGGGAGAGGAGCUCCCUGACCCGCUGGAUCCGUGCCAGGCCUGUGUCUGCACUGGUGGAGCGCUGAUCUGCACCCCCCGGAAGUGCUCGGCUCCCCUCUGCGCCCACCCCUUGCCAGGCUCCUGCUGCCAGAACAACUGCAACGGUUGCAGCUACGCCGGAAAGGAGUACCCCAACGGGGCAGAGUUCCCCCACCCCACUGACAGUUGCCGGCAGUGCCACUGCAUUAACGGCCACGUGCAGUGCCUCUCCCGUCGCUGCCCACCCCUGCUCUGCCCCGAGCCCUUCGUGAAGCCCCAAGAGUGCUGCCCCCAGUGUCCAGCCCCUCCGGCUGGCUGCCUGUACUUGGGGGUCUCCUAUAAGCACCUGGAGCGGUUCUACGACCCGUCAGAGAAGUGCCGGAACUGCGUCUGCGCUAAUGGCACCAUCACUUGCCAGCGCCAGCCCUGCGCGCCAGUCCAGUGCUCCCACCCGCUGCAACAGGGCUGCUGCCGCUCCUGUGACGGCUGCCUUUACCAGGGCAAAGAGCUGCCCAACGGAGAGCAGUUGGCAGACCCCCAAGCCCCCUGCCGCCUCUGCUCCUGCUGGGAGGGGAGCGUCGUCUGCACGCUCAAGACCUGCCCUCCGGUCGAGUGCGCGUUCCCGGUCCCCGGGCCCUGCUGCAAGAGCUGUGAAGGGUGCGAAUACCUCUCCGAGCGCUACCUGAAUGGGCAGGACUUCCCGGACCCCCAGGACGCCUGCGGUCUCUGCUCCUGCCUGGGCGGCUCCGUCACCUGCACGAAGAAGCCCUGCUUCCAGGCGCCCUGCAGCCACCCUCGCCGGAUGCCCGGACAAUGCUGCCCUGUGUGCCACGACUGCGCCCUUAACGGGGUCAUUGUUGCCAAUGGCCAGGCCAUUCCCGAUCCGGAAGACCCUCUCUGUUCUCAGUGCACCUGUCAGGCGGGCUCACUCCAUUGCAUGAAGAAGCUCUGCACGCCAGCCAGCUGUGCCCAUCCUGUGCCCGGCCCAUGCGCCUGCCCCCUGUGCCAGGGGUGCAGGUUCCAGGGUCAGGACUACGGGGAUGGAGAGAGCUUUGCUUCCCACAACCAGCCCUGCGAGGAUUGCCAAUGCCAGAGAGGCAACGUCUCCUGCCGGCCCCGGCUGUGCCCCCCGCCCCUCUGCCCCCCCCCCUCCCCCCUCCCCGCCCGCGGCCCCUGUGGCUGCCCCAUCUGCGACGCCUGCAGCUUUCACGGGCGGGACUGUAAGGAGGGGGAGCGCUUUCCCGACCCCCAGGAUACCUGCAGCCGCUGCAUGUGCCUGCGUGGCACUGUUAAGUGCUCUCCCACACCGUGCCCCCCUACGCCCUGCCAGGAGCCCGUCACGCCACCCGGCCAGUGCUGCCCCAAAUGCACGGGCUCCUGCCGGUACCAUGGGCAGCUCUACAAGAGUGGGGAGGUCUUCACUUCACCCCACGAUGCGUGCCACAAGUGUACUUGCCUGGCUGAAACGGUGACAUGCCAGCCAAAGCCUUGCCCGCAGCAGUGCACCCACCCCGUGCCCCCAUCCGGGGACGCCUGCUGCCCCCUCUGUGACGGCUGCCUUUACGAGGGCCAGAAAUACGCCAACCGACAAGCCUUCACACCACCCUCCGACCCCUGCCAGCGCUGCAGCUGCCUCCGGGGCAACGUGCUCUGUGCCCCCGUGGGGUGUCCUCCGGCACCAUGUGCCAGUCCCAGCCGCAGGCCUGGCCAGUGCUGCCCUCGGUGCCCAGGGUGCCAGCAGGCAGGCCGGGAGUAUCCCGAAGGCGCUCGGUGGCUCUCGCCUCUGGACCCUUGCCAGCAGUGCUCCUGUGGGCCUGGCGGGGAAGCCUCUUGUGAGCCGGUGCCCUGCGAAGCUGCGCUCUGUUCCCACCCGGCUCCGGGCCCCUGCUGCCCCCUGUGCCACGACUGCCUCUUUGAAGGGGAGCGCUAUGCCCACGGGCAGGGCUUCCAGCCCGAGUCAUGCCUCCGGUGCAUCUGCCAGGAGGGGAACGUCCGCUGCGAGGUGAUCGCCUGUCCUCCUGCCACGUGUUCCCACCCGGUGACAGAGCCUGGCAUCUGCUGCCCCCGCUGCAAAGGUUGUGUGCACGAGGACCAGGAGCAGGCUGAUGGCACCAGCUGGUUUUCUCCCUCGGAGCCCUGCCAGGCCUGCCUGUGCGCAGACGGCGUCGUUACUUGCACCCAGGUCAUCUGUGUGAACUCCUGCCCUGCUCAGCUGGAAGUGCCGGGGGAGUGCUGCCCGGUGUGUGCAGACUGCAGUUACAAGGGCCACGGGUACAGGCCCGGCGAGAGUUUCCAGCCUGGAGAAGACCCCUGUGAAAUCUGCACCUGUCAGGUAGGUCCUCCCUCGAGGAAUUGGGAGGGAAAGGUUCCUUCGGUCCUGGCAGAUUGCUACUUGGUGGGACCAGCCCAGGGGCAGGAAGGGAGCAGAGCAGGGAAAGCCCUCAGCAACUGCACCUCCGACCUGGUGGGCAACGAGGUCCAGGCCACCAAGGCGCCCUGUUACACCUGUAUGUGCCAGGAUCUGACCUGGGUGUGUGUGCACCGUGGAUGCCCGCCGCUCAGCUGCCCCAUCGCCGAGCGCUUCACCCCACCGGGUUCCUGCUGUCCCAUCUGUGAUGAAUGCGUGAUCGAGGGUGACGGACGGCGCGUGUCCGACGGGGAGACCUGGAAGGACAGUGCGGACGGCUGUGUGUCCUGCUCGUGCAACCUGGGACACAUUGAAUGCCACAUCCAGGAAUGUUUGCCCUUGUUGUGCCAGGACGGCCUGGUGGAGGUGCGGGUGCCAGGGCAGUGCUGCGCAGAAUGCCAAGAUCCCGGCAGGGGCUGCUCCCAGAUGGGCCAGGGGUUCCGGUCCGAGCAGCGCUGGCAGGUGGACGAAUGCACCACCUGCGCCUGUGUGUCCGGCCAGGUGCACUGUCGCCGCGAGCGCUGCCCCCCCUCCGCCUGCGCCGCCGAUGAGUCUCCGGCCCUCAUCCCCGGCGUGUGCUGCCCCCGCUGUGUCCCGCAUCCCGCCACCUGCGUGGCCUUCGGUGACCCCCAUUACCAGACUUUCGAUGGCAAAAUGGUCCACUUCCAGGGAGGCUGCACGUAUGUCCUGGCCCAGGAUUGCAAGGGGGGGGACUUCAGCAUCCAUGUGACCAACGAGGACCGCGGCCGUCCAGGCGUGUCCUGGACGAAGGAGGUGGCUGUGCUGAUUGGGGACACCGCAGUGCAGCUGUUGCAGGACCACGUGGUCAUGGUGGACUCCCAGACGGUGACCCUCCCCUUCCUGAAGGAGCCCCACCUCUCCGUGGAGCGAAAGGGCAGCGCCCUGCUGCUGAACACCGACCUUGGCGUCCAGGUGCUCUGGAACGGGCGCUCCCACCUGGAAGUCAGCGUGCCCGGCACGUACAAAGGGCGCCUGUGCGGACUUUGUGGCAACUUCAACAGCUACCCCCAGGAUGAUCUGCGCAUGCGGUCGGGGCACCUGAGCCUGUCGGAAGCAGCCUUUGGCAACAGCUGGAAGGUGGUCGGGGCCAACGCUACGGGGUCUGGCCGCUGCGCCGACGGGCUGGACGCCGAUCCCUGCAAGGAAUCCGGGUACCGCUCCCGCAAAGAGGCCAACGCCCGAUGCAAGGUGCUGAAGUUGCCCCCCUUCGACCGCUGCCAUGCCGCCGUGCCCCCGGAGCCCUUCUUCGCCUCCUGCGUCUACGACCUCUGCGCCUGUGGGGCCGCCAGCGGGGACGAGUGCCUCUGCGAGCUCUUGGAGGCCUAUGCCAGCCAGUGCCGCCAUGCUGGCUUGACGCUCCAGUGGCGCUCGCCUACCCUCUGCGCUGUGGGCUGCCCCCAAGACCGGGGCUACGUGUUCGAUGAGUGUGGGCCCCCCUGCCCCAAGACCUGCUUUAACCACGCUGUGCCACUGGGUGUGCUGGAGUCCCAUUGCUUUAAGCCCUGUGUGCCAGGGUGCCAGUGCCCAGCGGGCAUGGUGGAACACGAGGCACACUGCAUCCUCCCAGAGGCCUGCCCGCCCAUCAUCCACGGCACCCUCUGAACCGGACUGUCUCCGGAGAGCUAUCCCGCUGAGUCCUCACGCCACUCACCGACAGCCGUGGCCCUUGGAGGCUCUUCUGGAGGCAGCUUCUCCAGCCAAGCAAAACACGACGUACAAGUUCACACACACAGCUCCCUCGGUGUACUUUCUCUCGAAGGCAGUUGGGGGUUUCCACAGAGGUGCCAGGCAAGGGCAGAAGCUGCCCCCGGCCACGCCUGAGAAGCUGGGCCCUGGUCCUCAGGAAUGAGGAGAAGAGUUGGAAAUGAGUUCCACCAAACGUUCCAAAAUGAACAGAAAGUUUGAAUGAAGAACCACAAUUAGUGACGCAAAACCAAAUCAUGGGAUAAACGGCCUGAUUUGUUUUGCUUGUCACAGCCCAGCUGGGUUAUGGGUCAGAGAUAUACUCAAUUCUCUAUCAAUAUCCCUUUCCUUCCUAGGCCUUCAGGCUCAAAUCACUCACACACACACCUUUUCUCGGUGGUCUCCCUCCACCUUCCGGGAAUGAGAUGGAUGGAAAAAAACUCACCCUCCUCUGACUGCAGAGCAAUGCUCCGUAUCAAGUUGGGCCAUGCUCCCGGCAUCGUCUUUCAUCCAGAGCUAUCUGGAGGGGCCCCUGGGCCCUCCUUGCUGGCAACCCCUGGAUCCUGCUUUCAAACAAUCUGGCCAUUUUGCUGGGCAGGAACGUCCCUGCUACGGCUUCUCCAACAUGGGCUCCUCCAGAUGUGAGGAAGGCACCUCCAGGACUCCCCAGCUGUGAGCCAUGUUGGCUGAGGGUUCUGCCGAUUGUCGUCCAACGCCCCGGAGGGUUCCCAGUUGGGGGGGGGUGUCCCCCAUCGAAAGAAGCUAGCCUGUGUUUAUUUGGGAAACAUUAGCCCAGCCCCGCCAGAUGUAUAAGGAGAAAUAUAGGGAUUUUUACCUCCACCAGAAAUGUGGGGAGAGAGUUUGAGGCAAGACCAGGCAGCCCAAAGGUAUUGCUUCUUGCAGGGGGCUGUGGGGCAGAAGCUCGUGGGGGGCCCUCCCAGCCCCACUCUGCUGGCAGAAAAGAGGGUGUUGGAGCGCCAGUGAUGUGGCCUUGAAAGAGAACUCACUCUGGAUUUUCUGAAACUUUUCCCUAACCCCGAACAAAGAAUCUUUUAUGAAAUGGAAUAAACGUGUUUGAAGAAAAGAAAAAAGUAGUAAAUGGUAAAUCUGGAUGAGGCUCUCUUCCACACCGACAGGACGUCCAAUAAAGGUGUUGGUUUGGCUAAAGAAAGCCGGGAUCCAGUGGGAUCCCUUGCAGGAGUGUCCCUGGGGGAGGGAAGUCAAAAUGGGUGAGCCAGAGAAGGUUGUGAGGGAAAAAAUUCCACCCCUCUGGUUUAAAGUCUUGCCCAGAACAAAUACCCCUGAAAAGUGAGCCUCUUUUCAGUUCAGCUUAGCCCAUGGUGAUCCCAGGCACAUCUGUGCACUUGCCAUCAGGGACUGCACAGGGUGAUUUCUUCCAGACACUCUUAACUUCCCGGUCCUACCCAAAGUUUUGGGAUCCUCUGGCGAUCUCCCAUCUGAAUAAUCAUCAAGGGGACCCUGCUUAGCUUCCCCACUGAGACAAGGUUCACCAGGUGCCAAUCGCGGAGACCAAUAUCUGUGACCAAUCUCCAUGAAUUUCAGCCGAAAGGGGAGUUGCCAGGAGCCCCCCCCCAUCCCUGCAAGCUAAAGUGGGGAGGGGGGUCUGUAACUUGCAGCCAGCCUUUGCCCCGGUGAAGCUGGACACCUGAGCAGACAGGCUGGGUCCACGAAGCUGCUGAAGCUGCUGACAGGAAGGUCCUUCACGAGCAUCCCUCGCGGGCGGGCUCGCUCACAAAGCAUGGGCAGUGAGAGACCCCAAGAAGUGGCCUCCAUGAGUGCCCCUAAGUACUUGGAGGAAGAGGAGGAAGAGGAACGCUUGUCAGAUCUGCAGGGAAUGCAACAGUGGGAGAGAAAGCUAGGCGGGGAGGGAGGAAGGAAAGAAAAGGGAGGCAGCAACUCCGGUUACAAGCC